This is a messenger RNA of Pestalotiopsis fici W106-1, 1845 nucleotides long. RefSeq lists its product as uncharacterized. The transcript has 2 exons. Lineage: Eukaryota; Fungi; Ascomycota; Sordariomycetes; Amphisphaeriales; Sporocadaceae. Bases 1 to 1845 code for a protein of 614 amino acids. The record is from RefSeq and is a predicted model, not a curated record.
AUGGACAAGUCCCAACUUUAUCAAAGCCUCGAUCUUUUGAAAAAGGAGAUACGGCUCCUUGAAGUUCUCCCAGGCCCAAGUGACACGGCACUCCACGGCCGCCUCUUGCACACGUCUCUACAAGACCCUGUACCAUAUGAGACCAUCUCGUACUGCUGGGGCGACGCCAGCGUUCGCGGAACACUCAUGAUUGAUGAAUUCGAGUUCGAUGCACCUCUUAGUUCCUUGACCGUUCUCAAGUGCAUGAGGAGACCCGAUGCACCUCGGCGACUCUGGGUUGACGCAAUAUGCAUCAACCAGGACGACAUUGACGAAAGGGGAUCUCAGGUGGCUCUCAUGUCGCAAAUCUAUCGCCAGGCGCGCACAAAUCUCGUCUACCUCGGCGAAGAAGAUGAAAUGACGAGACGCGGGCUCAAGUGCAUUCGCGAGCUUCUUCAAGAAAUCAGCGACAAGACGAUUGGAUUCUCCAGGUUCCACAGACUGAUGCGAAGCUUUCAAUCUGAUCUUCGACGCGAUUCCAACUUGACCAUGAAUUGUACUCUCGAUGAAGCUGGUGUUUUGUCACUGUUUGACCGACCGUGGUUUGAACGAUUAUGGGUUGUUCAAGAAGCGGUUUUGGCGCCGACUAGCAUUUGCUUUUACGGCCCCAGUCUCACCGUGGGCCUGGUUGAGUUAUUGCGGGCCGCCCGUUGGAUCACCUAUAACCGGGCUUCCAUCUCCCGCGAGAUGCACGACAAUGAAAACCUUAACAAUGCCGUGGACCUGUGGUCGCUUGUCGACAACAAGAGCACGGCAGGGUCAGGUACAAGUAUCGAGCCGCCCAACGAUCCCGAUCUCAGUGCCCUCCUGCUGCUUGCACGCCACAGGCUAUCCACCGAGGCCAAGGACAAGGUCUUUGGCGUCCUCGGACUCUUGUCGCAACAAACUGACGCAUCAGAAGAUGGGCCAGAUACUUCUCUACUAGAGACCGAUUACAAAAAAUCUCAAGGACGAGUCUUUUGUGAUGCCAUUCGUUACGCCAUUCAGGAAUUGAACAGUCUUCGGAUACUCGAGUAUGUCAAUCACGCCAUUGAGCCCAAUGUCUCGAGCCUUGGAGACUUUGCAUCCUGGGUUCCACGGUUUGACCUGCCGAUCAAUGAAGAAGUCGAAGCAGAAGUACUCCCGCCCAUAUUUGCCGCUGACAAUGAUGAUGGCGUGAAUCGGGAAGACAUGGAGAUAGACCUUGCUCGGCCAACCAUGUUGAGCCUCAUGGGCUAUUGGAUCAGUACAAUCGCGGAAACAAGCGAUGUAUUUUCGUCCGAGAUCAUGAAAGACACUUCCAAGUUGGUAGCACUACUUCAAAAGCUACCCGUCAUGGUCAGGGGUGCCCAUGCAGCCGAUUUGCGAAUGUGGGGAGGAGAUAACACGGGCAUCGAAAAUGGCUUUUCCCUGAUGCUGGCGGCGACGCUGAUGGGCGGUAAUUGGAAUAACCAGCCAGUCGAAGACGACGACGUUGAAGCAUUUCGCACUUUCCUCGAAGCUCUCAUGGCGGGCUCCUGGACCUACGAUCCGAACGAUCCGCAAUGGCAAUGUUUGGAGAGCGCAUGCCGAAAUCGCCGCUUCUUUGUCGGAAAAGAUCUAGGCUUCAUUGGCUUGGGUCCAAGCUGCAUGCGGCCAGGAGAUGUUGUGUCUAUCCUCUAUGGAGGAUCUGUACCUUUCAUAUUGAGAAAUAUUACAGAAGACAUGGACGCCAUACCGGAUUAUCUCAUGCUUGGCGCUGCCUAUGUCUAUGGGGUCAUGGAUGGGGGCUAUGUGAGAUCAGCAGAAGAGCUAGAGGCAGAGAUCAUUUCUUUUAAUACUGUCUAA